Messenger RNA from Strongylocentrotus purpuratus (purple sea urchin), 5891 nucleotides. RefSeq names its product cAMP-specific 3',5'-cyclic phosphodiesterase 4C. The record is from RefSeq and is a predicted model, not a curated record. Gene Ontology annotation, biological process: signal transduction. Gene Ontology annotation, cellular component: nucleus; perinuclear region of cytoplasm; cytosol. The transcript has 13 exons. Gene Ontology annotation, molecular function: 3',5'-cyclic-AMP phosphodiesterase activity. Lineage: Eukaryota; Metazoa; Echinodermata; Echinoidea; Camarodonta; Strongylocentrotidae. The coding region runs from base 1815 to 4043 and encodes 742 amino acids.
CUUUAAAUCAAGUGGUCAUGACGAAUAAGGAUUCGCUCUUCAACCCAUCUUAGAAUGGACAAUCUGUGGACGAGGACUGGAUUCCAACUAAAGUAGGUCCAUUCUGGAAUGCCCGACCUGAAAUAAGACUAGGUCUGAACUCACAAUUAGUGAUUACCAUUGAAACAUACAUAACAAAGGAGAGUACUGGCAUGUACUAUACAAGGUGAUUAAACUUGUUUCUUUUCAACACAUUUCCUGUCCCUAAUCUCCCAGCUUGAUGAUAUUGAAGAGCAGGAUCUAUUAUUAUUUGGGUCACUGGGUCUGAUUACAAAAAGGAAAGUGGAGGUAAUAGCACUUUUUAUUGGAAACCAACAGGAUUUUAGCUGGUGAUGUAAUCUUCUCCAUUGUAAAUUGACUGGAUAUGUACCAUUCAACAUUGUUUUGAAGCUGAUUCAGUUUGUUCAUAAUCCUAGGGCUAGUACAGGAUUUUCAGUCGGACUGAAGUGGACUAUAUACUCACCUAGACAUUUCUGUGGAUGUAUUGUUGAGGUUACCAUCACUUAUGCCUCUAAGAAUCAAACAAGAGACAAAGUAGAGAGUAACACAACUGUGUUGGAUUCGUUAAGAAGUAUCUGCAUGAGAUCGAGGGGAAAACAUGUGAACUACGCUCACUUUGAUUUAGCAGAAGCUCUUCACAUUGUUGCAUAUUCUAUCAAGAUUUCAAGUGAAACUGAGGUGGAAUGCUAGAAAGUACUAUCUAGAACUUGACUGUGGAGAGGACAUGAGUAUUUCAUUGAUGAUUCAGGGGAGCUAAGAAGCUAGAUUGUGAUGAGGAAAGUGGAGACAAAGUGGCUCCCAAAUGACUGACAGGCUGCAUGUUGCUCUGAAUACAGAUGAACGAAACAUCUCAACGUCGUCGUGUAGUACUGUCCUCAAGACUCUAGGACCACUCUCACUACAGACCCCCAUUCAACUUUUGAUGACAUUGAGUUCAGACCGGAAGAGAAGUAAAGCAUCUUCAAGUACACAAAACCAGAAUACAUGCCAGCGAAUAUGCAACAGGAUUGAAUACCUAAUGGAAUAAUGUUCUGAAUCAGCUAACUGAUUUGGGUUAAGGUUGUAGCAGACUUGAAUAUUUAUUAGCAGUAGGAGGAUAUAGAGAAAAUACAUUGGAGCUCUCAACUCAAGAGGCCUGGUGCAUGUUGCCCCUGUCUGGGAGGAAGAUAUUGCCCCCUCCUAUUCUCGCAGAUACUCUAGAGGAGAUGAAUAAGGAAUACUAAACAGGACAAAAUGUUUUUUCCUUUGUGUCUUGAAGACUUUUCAGUUUGAGAAUUGUGUUCACAUCCAAAGGAGGGUACAGUGAACUGUGACCUCCCACUUUCCAAAUUGAUAUAAUAAUCACUUUUUAAUCAUAAAAUAUGCUCUCUAAUGAUUCAGCAGAAGGAAAUAAAAUAUUGAUUUUGCCAUAUAGUAGGAGGGAAAAGUUUUUCUUGGGAAUCUGAGAGAGCUAGGCUUCUGAGAGAGGCUUCUGCGGUUCUGUUGAACUAUGCUUUUGCAUUAGAAGUCUUCCCAACUUGAAUCGGAAAACUUCUGGAAUCAUUAGAAACAGAUGUGAGAACAACAUACACCCGAGGAUUAAAAACUAUAGUUAAAUCAUAUUGAGGUAUAUAAUAGUGGGGAAAGGAAUUUCCUGUUAAUGUCCUAUCGCCCUUACCAUUGCAACUUUACUUUACUUUACUGCUAAAGUGCUACACGUAUCUAUGAGCAAAAACUUGACUGUUGGUCAGCUGAUUUUUCUAUUAGUUGAACCCUUAGUGGGAAAAGAGUAGAAGAUGAAUUCGUGGCCUGGUACAAUAGGUACCCUUUUCCAGCAUUUAUUAGCUCCUAUGAGAGGAAAACCUAAGCCUGCACCAGUUGAUAUUGUUGUUUCAGAGGAACCUGAUGUAGCAAAUUGGGAAGCCAUCUUGGAGAAACCAAGAAAAUCAGUGUGCUUUGAUGUUGAGAAUGGUCCAUCACCGAGCAGAAGUCCAGGCUUGGAGGCGGCCAGUCCCUCCUCCGGCCUGGUGCUCAACUUUCCCCAACGGAGGGAGUCCUUCCUCUAUCGCUCGGACAGCGAGUUUGACCUCUCACCAAAGUCCAUGUCCAGAAAUUCUUCCAUCACAAGCGAAUCACAUACACAAGAAGACAUUAUCGUCACCCCAUUCGCCCAGAUCCUUGCCAGUUUACGAAAUGUACGGAAGAACUAUGCUAAUCUUACGGGUCUCACUGCACCAAGCAACAGGCAAUCUCCAAGAAGUACUCAGGCAAGCAAGCAGUCAUCAACACAAUCAUCGACGGGAUCAUCAACGGAAGAGAAUACGUCCAAGAUGGCAACAGACACAUUGGAAGAGCUUGACUGGUGUCUAGAUCAGCUUGAGACCAUGCAAACACAUCGCUCAGUUAGUGACAUGGCAACUAGCAAGUUCAAACGGAUGUUAAAUCGAGAGCUGUCGGCCUUCUCGGAAACAAGCAAAUCAGGGAACCAGAUCUCAGAAUACCUCUACAACACAUUUCUUGAUAAGCAGCAAGAAGUUGAUCAACCAGUACCCCUGUCGGCAAGGGAACUAGCGCCCUCACCGUCACCGCUCAGCAAGGCCCCAGCUUCCAAGAAGCUGUUGAAAGCCACUGAACUGAUGAAGAUCAAGGGAGUCAGUAAUAUCAUCGUGACCAAGCCCAAGCACCAUAACGUCAUCAGUGGUGAUAUCAUCAAGAAGUUUGGGGUGCCUGUCAAGAAAGAAAAAGAGGAAGAAUUAGAGAAGGAGCUGAGGUUGCUUGAUACAUGGAGCAUCAGUAUAUUCAAGAUUGAUGAGAUCACGAACCACAAACCCCUCACAGCCAUCAUCUAUAGAUUAUUUGAGGAUCGAGGUAUAUUAAAGACAUUUCAAAUUCCUGAAAAGACGUUCUUGAUAUACAUGAUGACGUUAGAAGACCACUAUCACAGAGAAGUUAUAUACCACAAUCAAAUUCAUGCAGCUGACGUUGUACACUCCACACACUUUCUCUUGUCAGCUCCAGCACUUGAGAAUGUGUUUACAGAUCUUGAGAUUAUGGCCGCGUUGUUUUCAGCAGCAAUACAUGAUGUCCAUCAUCCGGGUCUAAACAAUCAAUUCCUGUGUACCACAAGUGCAGAACUAGCAAUACUCUACAACGAUGUCUCUGUCUUAGAGAAUCACUCACUCGCCGUCGCCUUCAAACUCCUCCAAGAGGACAACUGCAAUAUCUUUGAGAAUCUUACCAAGAAACAGCUCCAAACCCUCAGGAAAAUGUCCAUUGACAUGGUACUUGCAACAGACAUGUCCAAGCACAUGAGUUUAUUGGCUGACUUGAAGACCAUGGUGGAAACAAAGAAGGUUGCUGGCUCAGGGGUCUUAUUAUUAGACAACUACACAGACAGGAUACAGGUGCUGAAGAAUCUAGUACACUGUGCAGAUGUAGCCAACCCCAGCAAACCUCUUCACAUCUAUACUCAGUGGACGUCCAUGCUGAUGGAAGAGUUCUUCAGACAAGGUGACCUAGAACGAGAGAAAGGAGUGGAGAUCAGUCCCAUGAUGGACAGGGAGAAUGCAUCCAUUAACAAAUCACAGGUUGGUUUCAUAGACUUCAUCCUGCAUCCUCUGUGGGAGACCUGGGCUGACCUGGUCUACCCCGAUGCCCAAGAAAUCCUGGAUCACCUUGAGGAGAACAGGAACUGGUACCAGAGCCAGAUCCGAGAGAGUCCCUCACCCAACCCCAGCAAGGACGGCUCCAACGAGACUAAGACCAAUGGGGAUGACCUCCAUGACCUGACUCUAGAGGACCUGGAAGAGAAAGAGGGGGGCGAGGAAACGACCCUCGAGGACCAGCACACGCCCACCCAUCGGCCUAACCUCCUACAGAGAAACCCCAAGGUGGAUGACAGCAAGAGUGGUGGUGUGGAGGCGGUGAAUGCCAAGAAUGUGAGAAGCAUGGCUAGAGGAAAGGACGGCGAAGUGUUUAAAUUCUCAAAACUGACCAUUAAAGACUCCAAGGAAACGGACCUAUAGUACAUGCUUUCCCACCGAGGGAGCUAGUACCUCCCUUUUUGUAUCAACUCUGUGUAGCAGAACAGUGAUUAUGCAGGAAAUUGGUGACAGGAUAUAUUGUUUCCAUGCAUGAUCCAAAAGAGAGAUUGCAAGCAGAAACAACAAUUGCUUUAAAAAAGAAGUGUGCAGAGGCAACAAAAGAGUAACAGACAACAGGAUGCUUGGAGAAGAUUUCAGAGAAUCUUAGGGCCAAGGUUGAAAAAGAGAGACAAGAGGCAUCUUAGUGACCUGCUAUAUUUGCAAGAGGAAGAAAAAGAAGUGAUGUGAAAAUAGAAAGCUGUAACAUGAUGAUGCUAGAUUACAAGCAGGAAGUACUUAACAGAUGAAAUGCAAAACCAGAGUGUUUUGGAAGGCUUCCUUAGGAGUAGAAAUGCUGAAUUGCAGCAACCCUGAAAGACAUGAGAGGAGUAUACAUUGUAAGAAUAGAGAUAUCAUUCUCUCUCUCUCUGCAUUGUGGUUGGAUGAAGGUUGAGAAUGAGAGGGAUAUUGUAACAUGUAUAAUGACUACAAUAUAUUCAGAUAUAGGUGGUAGCAUUUCAAAUAGUGGUCGCUUCCAGGUGAAGCUCAUUCAAAUUCGAGGGCAUGCAUUUUCAAGGAUAGAAACAGAACAAAAGUACUUAUAAUGUCUACUUGGUGAGGUAUAAACUAGAAUGUGCCAAAAGAGAGCGAGACCAAUGAUCAGAAUCCUAUGUUAAAGUACAAACUGGAUGAAGUUUUCCCUGCAACAAUUUACAUGAGAUUUCUGAAGUUCAAUAUAGUCUCAUGUUUAUCAUGAGAAGUGAAGAGAGAAUGGUAAGACAUGUUUGGUCCUUGCUUGCAGGUCAAGAAAUGCAAAGCUCAAUCUGCACAAUGAGUUUUCUACACACAUGUAACCUUGCUGAAAGCUUUGUGUUGCAAACAUCACGUUGGAAAUUGAUGCUAUUGCAUCAAAGCCAAUAAAUGGUGUGUCCUGAGGCCCUGUGUAGCUCAAGAUGCCUAUAUGUAGACUCCCUUGGGGUGACGUAGGGGAUAUUUGAGGGGGAAUAAAAAUGGUGGUUAGAGGUGGUAUGAUUGGAAGAAACACUUUCUGUUUAGAAGAAGCAUACAUUCAUGAAUACUAGGAACCUUUACAAGUUACUGAAUGAAACUUUGAGGUUUUCCAUUCAGAAGUUUGACCAUGUUAUGCCUAAAUCAUAGUGAAGAUAGAUAGCUUGGAAUGAUGUGUUUUAGUUUAAAUUAGUGUGUCUUUUUGAUGUUGGUUCUGUUGUUUCUUGUUGAAGAGUUUUGUGACUCAAAGCUGAUUUCAAGAGAGAAAGCAAAAACUACAGAAGAGAGAUAUUUCCAUGUUUUGCAUUGUUAGAGCGCUCUUAUGCCUUCUUGCGUCAACAAAAAUGUUGAUUAUCAUUUUAAUGUGCCAUCAAAUCUAUAAAUAUGUAUACAAAUGUACAUCCCAUUAUUCUUGGGGGAAAAUGACAGAAUUUUAUGAAACAUAUUUUUUCUUGUAUGAGUAUUGUAUGAUGGCUGAAUAUUUGUAAGAGUACAUACAGUAGCUGCUAAAAAUGUAUUUGUACAUGUGCUGCCUCACAAGAGAUUUUUGUAUGUUUCAUUUCACUAUAUCAUCUCAUAUCCAGUUUUCAGACAUAUUUUCUAUAUUUUCUGUAAUUUUAUAGAGAUUUGAAUAUAGAUAGAUAUGUAAUCGUAGCAGUCACUGUUAAAACUUUAAGUAGAAUGUUUUAUAUUCUGACUUUGUUUUUGCAAACAAGUAGAUCCUGAAUAUUGGGACAAUGUAAGACUUGAUAUUAGAACAGUGUAGUUCAUCACUUUGUAAAG